Messenger RNA from Onychostoma macrolepis, 3779 nucleotides. RefSeq names its product SEC23 homolog B, coat complex II component (gene sec23b). Gene Ontology annotation, molecular function: GTPase activator activity; zinc ion binding. The transcript is spliced from 19 exons. Gene Ontology annotation, biological process: COPII-coated vesicle cargo loading; COPII-coated vesicle budding; intracellular protein transport. Gene Ontology annotation, cellular component: endoplasmic reticulum exit site; COPII vesicle coat. The record is from RefSeq and is a predicted model, not a curated record. Bases 739 to 3039 code for a protein of 766 amino acids. NCBI's taxonomy places the organism in Eukaryota, Metazoa, Chordata, Actinopteri, Cypriniformes, Cyprinidae.
GUCAGCGGAAGUCAGUAACGAUCAUGUUACUGUGUGUUUGCGGGUUACACGGGUGUAUUUAUUUAGUAGUACGUUUUGACAUUAAUGUAUUUUUAAAUAAUCUAACUGCCUUAUUUCUUGCUUUUCCUCUGCUUUCUUCUUCUGUGGUAUAUUGAGAGUGUGGUGGAAUUAGCCAGCGCGAGCUUGUCCACUGAAAUGUAGAUAUACGCGUGACGUCAUGACGAUGUUCUUAUUUUGACUAAAACUUGUAUUAUUGUAAAGUAAUAUAUUAAUAACAAUAUGUUAACACCAGUGUAAUACAUUUAAGAACCUUCAGUCAGUUGUCUUAACAAUUAGUUGGACUCAUUUAGUAUUUUGUAUCAGGUUUUUCUAAUUACAGCCUGUCCAGUGUCUUUUGGAACUGUGAGUUCAUGUCUGUUUGGAAACUCUUAUCAUUGUGUAACUAAUCAGUCAAUCCAGGUAUUGAACCAUGAUUUAGUGUUUAGGGCAGGCAUUUCCAGGGAUCCCUCUGAUUUAGGGUUAUCAGAGGCCAAAGUCUCCUCUAAUACUUUGAAGUGCUUUGUGUUUAGUCAGCAAACCUGUGACUGGAGUUGAGUAGGUAUUUUAGGACAGGUGUGUCCCAGCAGUAGUACUUUCUGCUUAAAAAUAGCAUCUGGUUUUGCUCCUCAACACAUCUACGCAUGUCUCAGAACAACAAGUUCUCAGUGACGUUUUGGGCUUGGCAAGGUUCACACUGUCAUGGCGACCUACCAAGAGUUCAUCCAACAGAACGAAGAUCGUGAUGGAGUACGCUGCAGUUGGAACCUCUGGCCUUCCAGCCGCCUGGAGGCCACACGGCUAGUGGUUCCUGUUUCCUGCCUCUACACUCCUCUCAAAGAGAGACCGGACCUGCCUCCGGUCCAGUACGAGCCGGUACUGUGCAGUCGGGCCAACUGCAAAGCCAUACUCAACCCACUCUGUCAAGUGGACUUCAAAGCUAAGAUAUGGGCCUGCAACUUCUGCUUCCAGAGGAAUUCUUUUCCUCCAUCAUACGGAGGCAUUUCAGAAGUGAAUCAGCCCGCAGAACUAAUGCCUCAGUUCUCCACCAUUGAGUACAUAGUGCAGCGUGGACCUCCAACCCCUCUUAUCUUCCUGUAUGUGGUGGACACAUGUCUGGAGGAGGAAGACCUCCAGGCCCUGAAAGAAUCCCUUCAGAUGUCUCUGAGUCUGUUGCCACCUAAUGCCCUGGUGGGUCUCAUCACCUUUGGCCGCAUGAUUCAGGUCCAUGAGCUCAGCUGCGAAGGUAUCUCUAAGAGCUACGUCUUCCGCGGCACAAAAGAGCUCACGCCCAAACAGAUACAGGAGAUGCUGGGACUGAUGAAGCCAGCCACUUCUGGACAGCAAGGCAAACCACUGGCCCCUCAUGACGCUGCUGCUUCCUGCAGAUUUCUGCAGCCUGUGCAAACAGUAGACAUGAACCUGACCGACAUUCUGGGGGAGUUGCAGAGAGACCCCUGGCCUGUUCCUCAGGGGAAGAGACCUCUCCGUUCCACGGGCAUCGCCCUUUCUAUUGCUAUUGGACUACUGGAGGGCACUUUCCCUAACACAGGGGCCCGUGUGAUGCUGUUCACCGGUGGCCCCCCAACACAGGGGCCCGGCAUGGUGGUGGGAGAUGAACUGAAGACCCCCAUCCGCUCCUGGCACGACAUCCAGAAAGACAACGCUCGCCAUCUGAAGAAGGCCACUAAGUAUUACGAGGCUCUGGCAAACCGUGCAGCAGUAAACGGACACAACGUCGACAUCUACGCCUGUGCGCUGGAUCAGACGGGACUGCUAGAGAUGAAAUGCCUGUCCAACCUCACAGGGGGCCACAUUGUCAUGGGUGAUUCCUUCAACACAUCUCUUUUCAAGCAGACCUUCCAAAGAGUCUUCAGCAAAGACUACAAUGGAGAGUUUCGCAUGGCUUUUGGUGGUACUUUGGAAGUGAAGACUUCAAGAGAGCUGAAGAUAUCUGGUGCGAUUGGGCCAUGUGUGUCUCUCAACGCCAAAGGACCCUGUGUUUCAGACAAUGAAAUGGGUGUUGGAGGAACAUGUCAGUGGAAGAUUUGUAGUCUCUCGCCUGCCACCACCUUGGCCCUGUACUUUGAAGUAGUAAAUCAGCACAACGCCCCAAUUCCUCAGGGUGGAAGAGGAGCUAUCCAAUUUGUUACGCAAUACCAGCAUUCGAACACACAGCGGCGGAUCCGCGUCACCACCAUUGCCAGGAAUUGGGCUGACGCACAGUCCCAGAUCCAGCAUAUCGAGUCGUCGUUUGAUCAGGAGGCCUCUGCCGUUCUCAUGGCCCGACUCGGCGUAUUCAGGGCGGAGUCAGAGGAAGGGCCUGACGUUCUCCGCUGGCUAGACAGGCAGCUCAUUCGCUUGUGUCAGAAGUUUGGCCAGUUCAAUAAAGAUGAUCCAAACUCCUUCAGACUGUCUGAAUCUCUCUCACUGUACCCACAGUUCAUGUUCCACUUGAGGAGAUCUCCAUUCCUGCAGGUGUUCAAUAACAGUCCGGAUGAGUCGUCCUACUACAGGCAUCAUUUUGUGCGUCAGGAUCUGACACAGUCGCUCAUAAUGAUACAGCCCAUCCUCUACUCUUACUCUUUCUACGGCCCUCCAGAGCCUGUUCUUCUGGACAGCAGCAGCAUCCUUCCUGAUCGCAUUCUGUUGAUGGAUACCUUCUUCCAGUUGGUGAUUUUCCAUGGAGAGACUAUCGCUCAGUGGAGAAAGGCUGGAUACCAGGAGAUGGCAGAGUAUGAGAACUUCAAGCAGCUCCUUCAGGCUCCUUUAGACGACGCUCAGGAGAUCUUGCAGACACGCUUCCCCAUGCCCAGAUACAUCGACACCGAGCACGGAGGUUCACAGGCCCGCUUCCUCCUCUCCAAAGUCAACCCCUCCCAGACCCACAACAAUCUCUACGCCUGGGGCCAGGAGUCCGGAGCACCAAUCCUCACAGACGACGUCAGUCUGCAAGUUUUUAUGGACCAUCUCAAGAAACUGGCUGUUUCAAGUUCAGCAUAAACUUUCUGCAGAAGAUCAGUGAAGGAUGUACAUUUAGAGUGUUGAAGAAAAUAACUUUUGACCUAAUCUUCUGGAAAAAAAACGUCCAUAUCCAACCUUGACACAACAAAAUGCAUCUUUAUGUUUGUUUAGGAGGUUCUCCGGAGAAACGGUUGUUAGAUGUUUUCUAAUUCUCAUCACAAGUAAUUAUGAUUUGACUGUCAUGUUUGUUUGUUUGCUUAUUUAAUUAAUUUAGUUUAGUUUGUGUCUAACAGAAAGUGUUACAUGUUAAACUUUAAAAACAUAACAUCUGAUUUCCCAAAGAGAGACUGUUUUCUGCCAUCAUGUUGCUUGUGUCGCUCUUUCCCAAGCAUGUUUAGACUGAAAUUCCUGUUAAUGCUUAUUUGCAAGAAUCCUCUUGUCUGUUUGUUCUUUUUUUUGUAUUGCACAGAACUACAGACUUCUCGCUCUCAUAAACUGUACCUGUGAUCUGCUCACUUGCGGGGAGAAACAGUAUUUUAUAGUCCUGUUCCUCCAGUCCUGUAAUUAAAUGAAUGUUGUAUGUAAAGAAUUUAAAUGUGACUUGUGACCUACAUUCCAGUUAUAUCUUGAUCUACAAUUAUGAACUAAUGCUAUGCAUAAUAUUUAUAGUGAAAAUAUCUUGUAGGUUUACUUCAUUUCAAAGGUAAAGCCGAAGUUGAGCACCUUGAAUGUGCAAACUCUGGUCUUGAUCUAAAAUAAAACAUUACAAAUCAACAUGA